ACUCUCUCUUGUACAAAUCAUCAAUCGUCUCCAUUACACCCUUCUCUCUCUCUCUCUCUCUCUCUCUAGCUUUUUGUUUUUGAUUUGUUCGUUUACUUGCUGGUUUCUGUUAAAUCGGGACAGCUUUGGGAGGAAUCGCGACCGUGGAACUUCGAGGCUUCUCUGUGACGAAUGCUUCAUUUCUGAUUUUGCCAGAGAGGGAGAGGGAGAAAGAUCGGAGGUUGAAUCGUGUUUAGAGAGAUGAACGCGGUAGGGAGACAGGGACAGAGAUCCGGUGCAUCGGCGGUGCACCACCAGCGUCAGUACUCGGACAAUUUCGUGGACGCGUCAUCGUCUAACGGGCGGUGGUUUCAAUCUGCCGGUCUUCAGCACCUCCAGGACUACACUUACUAUGGCGGCGGUCAGGGUUCGAGAAUGUCAAGGAAUGCGCCGAGGAGCUUCAAUGGCGGGAUUGAGUACUUCACUGAGCCGUCGACUCCUCCAGGUAACUCGCGGCCUUUUAGCCACCGGAAGAACGGCGAGGACCCCGAUUCCCCAGGUGGAUUCAGUCCCGGACUUCUAGAUCUGCACUCUUUUGACACGGAGCUUCUUCCCGAGAGACCUGUUCCUGGACUAUACAAUGCCCCUUCUUUAUAUCGUUCCAUUCCAGCUCGAAGCUUGGAUGACACUGAGCAAUACCUUGCAAGUAGCAAGCAAACUUUUGGAGUUCGUGGUGUGCCUGAUAACAACCUUGUGAAAAGUUUUGCUGCAGAUAAAGAGAAGGCUAGUAAUGUUGCGAAAAUUAAAGUUGUGGUGCGCAAAAGGCCAUUGAAUAAAAAGGAGCUGGCAAAGAAUGAGGAAGAUAUCAUAACUAUAGAGCCACGCUCUAGUUCUCUAACAGUUCAUGAGACUAAACUUAAGGUUGACCUAACAGAGUAUGUGGAAAAGCAUGAAUUUGUUUUUGAUGCAGUGCUGAAUGAGGAGGUUUCUAAUGAUGAGGUAUACCGUGAAACUGUGGAGCCCAUAGUCCCAAUAAUAUUUCAGCGUACAAAAGCAACUUGCUUUGCCUAUGGGCAAACAGGAAGUGGAAAAACUUACACUAUGAAACCGUUGCCUCUUAAGGCAUCACGUGAUAUCUUGAGACUCAUGCACCAUACCUACCGCAACCAAGGCUUUCAUUUGUUUGUCAGCUUCUUUGAGAUAUAUGGAGGAAAACUUUUUGAUCUCCUCAAUGAACGGAAAAAACUUUGCAUGAGAGAGGAUGGCAAACAACAAGUUUGCAUUGUGGGUUUGCAAGAGUACAAGGUCUCAGAUGUGGAUACCAUCAAGGAUCUCAUUGAGAAAGGAAGUGCUACAAGAAGUACAGGCACCACAGGUGCAAAUGAGGAAUCUUCAAGAUCACAUGCUAUUCUUCAACUUGUUAUUAAGAAAUCAGUUGAUGGCAAUGAAUCUAAGCCUCCCAGAGUUGUUGGAAAGCUGUCCUUCAUAGAUCUUGCUGGAAGUGAACGUGGUGCAGACACUACUGACAAUGACAAACAGACAAGAAUGGAAGGUGCUGAGAUUAAUAAAAGCUUGCUCGCAUUGAAGGAAUGCAUAAGAGCUCUUGACAAUGAUCAGGGUCAUAUUCCUUUUAGAGGCAGUAAAUUAACUGAAGUCCUGAGAGAUUCAUUUGUUGGAGACUCUAGAACUGUUAUGAUCUCGUGCAUUUCCCCAAAUGCAGGAUCAUGUGAACAUACUCUCAACACAUUGAGAUAUGCUGACAGGGUGAAGAGCCUUUCAAAAGGGAAUAAUGCCAAGAAGGAUACCUUGUCAUCCACCUUAAACUUGAAGGAAUCAACAAUGUUGCCCUUAUCAUCAGUCUUACCACCUGGGUCAAACUUUGAAGAUGAUAUAGGUGAUUCAUGGCCUGAACAUGACAGAGAGGAAUUUGAUGUUUUUGAAGAGUUCCAAGAGCCGGAGAAGCCAUUGUGGAAGAAGAAUGGGAAAGUUGAAGCAUACAAUUACUCAAUUGCGGAGGAUAAAGUGAGGAAAGCCAAUGGGCAAACUAAAUUGAAGGACCCUCCGAGGUUAGACAGAAAAACCUCACAUGUUGAUGAUGAUUUGAAUGUGCUCUUAAAGGAAGAGGAAGAUCUUGUGAAUGCUCAUAGGAAACAAGUGGAGGAGACCAUGGAUAUAGUUAGAGAGGAGAUGAACCUGCUGGUUGAGGCAGAUAAACCAGGAAAUCAGUUGGACGAUUACAUCUCUAGAUUGAAUGCGAUCCUGUCGCAGAAGGCUGCUGGCAUUGUACAACUACAAAGCCGAUUAGCUCAUUUUCAGAGACGCCUUAAGGAGCACAAUGUUCUGGUGUCAUCUUCCGGCUACUAGCUUUUGUAUUUGGAAGAAUGGAAGUCCAUCUGGGUGAUUGGCUUGCUUUGUUACGGCUAUUGUUGGUUGACUGUCAGGUAGCAUAUUUUGCUGCCAGGCUCUGAAGCCUUCUGCAAUUUCCCAGAUGGUUUCUGUCAUAAGCAAAUUCUUUCUAUAUACAGCCAAAAUCCAGGGGUUACAUUUUUCUAUAUACAGCCAAAUUAUGAUUCACAUUGAUGAAUUUUCAUUUAUUCUCUGUUCUUGUUGUCCAAUUUACACCAAGACUAUUGUAAUUCCCCAUGCAUGCUAAUAUGCAUGAUCUUGUAAAGCUUUGCACCUUAAUCAGGGUGAACUGGGUAUAUACUUUCAUUCUAGUUGAA
Diospyros lotus (date-plum) is the source of this 2702-nucleotide messenger RNA. Its product is annotated as kinesin-like protein KIN-13B. Gene Ontology annotation, biological process: microtubule-based movement. The transcript has 12 exons. The coding region runs from base 241 to 2343 and encodes 700 amino acids. The record is from RefSeq and is a predicted model, not a curated record. NCBI's taxonomy places the organism in Eukaryota, Viridiplantae, Streptophyta, Magnoliopsida, Ericales, Ebenaceae. Gene Ontology annotation, molecular function: microtubule binding; microtubule motor activity; ATP binding.